Molecule: messenger RNA, 3372 nt
Organism: Auanema sp. JU1783
Lineage: Eukaryota; Metazoa; Nematoda; Chromadorea; Rhabditida; Rhabditidae
Source: the annotation of a GenBank genome assembly
AUGGCCGAGAGGCAACCUAUGCUUUCAUUUGCGAAGGUCGUCUCCGGCCAAGUUGGCGAACAGUCACAAUCAACUGCUUCUGAUGUUCAGUCAGCUCAAGCCUAUCCUACUUCUGGACGAUCUCAUGCACAACGUGAAAAAAAGGAUAGGCACGACAAUUCGCACGCGAAGGAGCGAAGAGAAAAAGGUGAACCUAAGGAGAGAGGUGAACGCGGCGAGAAAGAAAAAUUCCAUAAGAAGAAAAGCCGCAAGGAACGCGAAAGACGCAGCCAAAAGGCUGAAGUCGUGAAAGAGGAGAAAGUUGAGAAGACUCCUGAAGAAGUACCGGUUGUUACUUCCGAGCAGGCUAUCGUAUUAGAGCCAGCUCCUAUCCCAGUUGUAAAUGCAUGGUUCAAAAAUAAAGAAAAUGAUGGAAAGACUGAGCCAAAGCCUGAAGAGCCAGUGCAGCAGCCAAAAGUGUUGACUGAGAAAGUCGUUAUAAACAAUGAAGAAGAGCCGAAAGUCGUCUCACCUCCGAAGAAAGUUCAAGCUAAUCCUGAUGCCGCGAUCGGCAAAGUUGAUCCAGAGUGGCCUACUUUGGACGCAGCUAAAACUGACGAAAGCACCGGUACCACUUCACAGCAACACUCUCCUUCAGGAGAAGGACCUAAGGAUGAUGGAGAAAAUAUUAAUCAAAAAUCCAGCAGAGUAUCUAGAAAUCGUUGGAAAAAGGUCAACAUUGAGUUCGAAAAUACCAAAGAUAAGAAUAUGAAAGGAUCGAAGAAGAAGGAUUCCCGAAGUGCUACUCACGAUGAUUCGCAAGACAACGAACAUGAACAUGACGAUGAGGAUGCUGAAAAUUGGGCAGUAGAAAAUUCUACAUCCAACGGAAUUUAUUACAAGCAAGGACUUGCUCAGGGUUGGAAAAAGAGUGUAAAGGAUUCGGACGAAUCGCCGGCUGCUGCUUCACCACAGUCGAGUAUGUCUUCUCCAGCCCCUGUUCAAUCUAAGUCGCCAGUGAAAAGCGACAAGAAAUCUCCUUCCUCUCCUCCAAAGGAUGAUAAAGCACCAUUGGCUAAUGGUAGUGCUCGAUCGUCUUUUACUUCACACAAAGGAAACUCAAAUAAUGGUCGAGGUUCACAGAAGUCCGAAGUUUGGCAGAGAAACAAUCGAGAUGGAGAGAAACCAAGAUCAUUCUAUCAGCGUGGAGAUAGGUGGCCCGUAAGACCAAAUCCUCAUGCUCCUCCUAAGCUCACUCCUGCACAGAGAAAAGCCCGCGGCCCUCUUCCAGACUGGGAUGAUGUCCAGGAUGGCGAAGAUAACUUCGACUAUAUGGGCUUAAUGGAUACUCAAUAUGCUCAGUUUUAUUCCGUUUCUUCAGUCCCAUCAUUCGACAAUGUGGGACCACUUGAUCCUCAAAUGGCCAAUCUCAUGAUUUCUCAAGCUCAACAGCACAUGGCUGGUUUUGCCUACAGACCUCCAAUGCCAAUGAUCCACACAGCUUUGCCAAUGAUGGAUAACAGAGGAGAUGCCGUAACCUCCCCAACUGUUUCUAUCGUCAGCCCUCCAACUCAUAUUAUCAAUACAAGCCUAGACAAUAUUAAUACUGCCAUUCCUUUUGCUCCUGUCUAUCCUACUCCAGCUCCUAUUCAUGUUCUUAAUGACGAAACUUUAAGAGACUGCGUUCGCAAACAAAUAGAAUAUUACUUCUCUAAUGAAAAUUUGCAAAAAGACUUUUUCCUAAGAAGGAAAAUGAACGCUGAUGGUUUCUUGCCUUUGCAGCUUAUUGCCUCCUUCCCUAGAGUCAGAUCCUUAACUGCCGAUAUUUCUCUUAUUUGUGAAGGGCUUCGGGAGAGUGACACAGUUGAACUUUCCGACGACUUGACGUAUGUACGUCCUCGUGUUAAUCCUGCUCAAUGGCCUUUGCCACCAACUGUCCACUCUGAUGUCGCAUCAACUAGCAAUACUAAUACUGUUGAAAACGCCAAGCUUGCUCAAAAAUCUGAACCUUCUCGCCUUGAGAAGCACGAAUUAGAUACACCGCCACUCACUUCACCAGAAACAUCUGGUACAGCUUCUGCUGCUAAAGAUACUCCUUCUUCCAACGAAGUAAGUUGGGAAGAGGUUAAACCGAAGAAGAAGAGCCGUGGACGAGGUUCAGACAAACACUCUUCCUCUGCUACAAAUCAGAAGCAGGAAAAGACUGAACAAGAUCUAGGAUUUCAAUUUGAUAAUGAAUUAGACUCAAGUGCAGGUGGAUUCUCGACCCCAAAAAGAGAGAAAGCCAGCAAACCAUCCAGAUUGACUGUUGAGGUCUCCGAAGAAAUCGACGAUGACGUUGUCAAUAAGCUCAUUAUUAUGACCCCAUUGAAGAGAACUUUCGACCGCACAGGUGAUUUCACUACUCGUGCCAGAAAUAAUGCUGAGUUCAAUGAAGAAGUUGAAAUUGGUUUACGUCAGUAUGAAGAAGAGUUAUGGAGUGCUCCUCAGGAGAGAGAAGUACCUAAUAAAAUUUCCACCGUAUCAAGAGAAGAGUUCCAACAAAUAAAAGGUGCCACUCCCAAGAUCGAACAAGGCCCUCCACCUGAAAUUCCACCUAGUCAAGUCAUGACUCCUCAAUCCAUAUGGUCUGAGAAAACGAAAGAAAGGGCUGCUAAUGCAGUGCCCAAGAGUCCAAUGCAACGAAGAGAGUCUGCUGAACAAAAAGUCUCUCGAUUCUAUCCAGUCAAGCCAACUGUUCCUAUGGGUACAUCUCCACGUAAAGCUAAAACUAGACAUCGUGAAGAGCCACCUGUCGAGUUACCCGUUGGUUGGGUUUUGGGCAGAGGAGAAGAGGCAGUCUCAGCUGCUCCUAUUGGUGUUGCUGCCAGCAGCAGCAAUUAUCCUGCUUCACAUCCUUCAGUAUCUUUACUUCAAGAAAAUAACUUCACUCAAAAUGUUUACUCUUCAUGGAGAUUAGAAUGUCUAAAGCAACGAAAAAAUUUGGGUUAUGAGUGUGCUGAAAUGAACACACUAUAUCGUUUUUGGUCUUUCUUCCUUAGAGAUAACUUCAAUAGGAAAAUGUAUGAAGAGUUCCGUCAGCUUGCCCUUGAAGAUGCUGAUAUGAGUUUCCGAUAUGGUGUCGAAGCAUUGUUCCGUUUCUAUAGUUAUGGUUUGGAAGCAAAGUUCAGACCGGAGAUUUAUAAGAACUUCAUGACUGACGUUGUGAAUGAUGCUAAGAAAGGAGAGCUUUAUGGUCUUGAGAAGCUUUUCAUGUUCAUGAAGAGAUACAAGAACGCUAAUCAAUUGGUUCUCGUUCCAGAACUUGAAGAAAAACUUAAGAAGUACAAGAGUCCUGAUGACUUCUACAUUACUAAUACCGAAACGAAAAAGCGUGCAACCGUUAAAAGUUGA